Messenger RNA from Paramisgurnus dabryanus, 1922 nucleotides. Lineage: Eukaryota; Metazoa; Chordata; Actinopteri; Cypriniformes; Cobitidae. The record is from RefSeq and is a predicted model, not a curated record.
AGCACACACCCUUCUGAAAGCAGUAGUAGGCGGUCAUCUCUCCAGCAGAUCAGUAACUGUAUGCUCUUACGGUGACUUCAGGGUCAGAGCACAUUGUGUCGAUCUCAGGAGAGGUUUUAGGUCAGAUUAUCUGAUGGCGCUGAUGAUCCGUUAGGGUGUUUUGACUUUGCUCAUAGCAUCUGAACACAUACUGUAGUAAAGCAGGAGAAUCACAAACAUUCACUUUCCUCUUUACUUGCUCACCAACAUCUAUGAAGGAACCAGAAAAACUCUGAGGAUCUUCUGUCUGCAGGGCUCAGGUUUGGUGUCAGGUGGUGCAUCAUCGAUCGGUUCUUGAUCCCAGGCCUGUGACGUGCAGCAUGGCCGAGAAUGGAGGUGUUGAUGAACGGCGACCUCAGGUGUUUGUGGUGAGCAGUCAGACUCUAGACGUCCCAACCCCACCCCAUCAUGUGCACGAGAAGCUGAAUGCCCAUCGGUUUUCCCUCAUCUACCUGCUGCUGGGUGUCGCUCUACUGGGCGUCUUUAUUGAGGCUGGACUCAUCUUUCAUCUCUACAGCAGACUCCAGUCACAGGUGCCACCGGAUAAUCAACAAAUGGAAUAUAAAGCAGACAAGCACUCAUCUCGAAGUGGAUCACUGGAUCAUAAUGAAAUUUUUCCUAAAAAUCAAGACCCUGAAGCUGAGAGCAAACCCGCUACAUUCCUACAGUAUAAAAAGUCCUCAAAGGAACAAGAAACCAAGGUGUUGCACUGGACGCAUAAUGUUUUCCCAACGUUUUAUACCAGUCUGGACAUCAAGAACAACUCCGUUCUUUACAUCCAACAGGAGGGAGUUUAUUACAUAUUUUCAAAAAUCUUCUACAACACGAACAGUUUUCUGAAACAUCAGGUCAUGUACUGCACAGAGAGAUACUCCAAUGACAUGGAGCUGAUGAGUUCCAGGUAUUUUUCCAACCCUCACAAAGGCCAGCCGAUGGAAUACAGCAACAGUUACCUGGGGGGAGUAUUUCAGUUGUAUAAAGGUGACAGCGUCUUUGUUAAGGUCAAUAACGUCUCACUGCUGUAUGGGGAAACUGCUGAGAACUUCUUUGGUGCCUUCAAGAUCCAUUGACAUCCAUACUCUUGACACACACACACACACACACACACACACACACACACACACACACACACACACACACACACACACACACACACACACACACACACACACACACACACACACACACACACACACACACACACACACAGUUUUUAAAGGUUCUCAGUACAGUUUAAGAUAUUUUGUAGAUUCUGAUUUUUUACAGUUACUUUCCAUAUAGCAAGCAACCAUUGAAACAAUGUUAAAAACUGUUGAUAUGUUAUUGUGAAUCUUAUUGAAUCAAUAUCACGUUUGCAACCUUUGUUAAUAUUGAGAAAAAUAGAAAUUUCAACAAACCACCAUGAUGGUGAUCAGUGUUUGCUUUAGUUUAGCAUUGUGUUUUAAUCUUAAGUUUUCUUUGGCUGUUGAAGCAGUGUUUCUGUUAUUUAUUUAGAUCUUAUUUACUAAGAUCUACUGUGAUUAUUUUUUAUAUAUAAAAAAGUCUAAUACAAGCCCAGACAAACACUGAAAAAAAGAAAGAUCUACCUUUUAAGAGUCAAGGGCUUAACUAGAGCAAACACUCAUCACCAUAAUGGUGAUUUGUUGAAAUUUCAAUAUUUUUCAAUAUUAAUGGAGGGUGCAAACAUGAUAUUGAUUCAGUUAGAUUAACAUUGACAAAUCAACAAUUUUUAACAUUGUUUCAAUGGUUGCUUGCUAUCUGGAUUUGGUGUUUAGUUUCUUUUGGGGGGAGCACAUCUUUAGUUUUGGGUUUAUUGUUUUAUUAUUAUAUAAAACAUUAUUUUGUAAAUGUAAAUUAUAAGAGCAUUCCUCAUAUUUCAAUUU